UCUUCUACGCAGCGCAAUCUCGCCCGCGUCUCAUCUGCCUUGGCAGCUCGUCCGAAUGCCAAAUCCAUCACGGAAACUGCGCUGCGGCACAUCAUGGCGCACUCGUCAUGCACUUCCGAACUGCACAGCAUAGUCAUUACUCCGUAUGCAGCGGCAGUAACGAUCUCGGCCUCUAUAUUACCGAUCUGCGCACUAACUAG
Messenger RNA from Laetiporus sulphureus 93-53, 200 nucleotides. RefSeq lists its product as uncharacterized. The record is from RefSeq and is a predicted model, not a curated record. The annotation marks the transcript as partial. NCBI's taxonomy places the organism in Eukaryota, Fungi, Basidiomycota, Agaricomycetes, Polyporales, Laetiporaceae. The transcript has a single exon.